Molecule: messenger RNA, 1071 nt
Organism: Aedes albopictus (Asian tiger mosquito)
Lineage: Eukaryota; Metazoa; Arthropoda; Insecta; Diptera; Culicidae
Product: angiopoietin-related protein 1
Exons: 2
Coding region: 193-987 (264 amino acids)
Source: RefSeq, a predicted model, not a curated record
CAACUUUCUGAGCAACUAUCUACCUCGAUUAUUUUGAUAGUUUAUAUUGUCUCGCCCACAGGACUGAAAUUACCUGACUUUGGCGAUUUUUCUUACUCUUCAGAACGGAAUAACUGGGGUACCGAAAGUUAAUAAAAAUGCAUAACGUUAAUAUCCCAGUGCCAGUUUCCUUUUUCAUUCGAAGUGCUCACAAUGUCUCGUUCAACAUCGCUAGUGGCUGCGCUGGCAGUUUUGAUCAUCCAUUUGUCCGCGGAAGUAUCCGCCAAAACGUUCGAGGAUCUUCUCACCGAGCUGCGGAGCUAUAAAGAACCCCUUGAGUACUGUUACAACGGACCGUUCAAAUCGUGCGCCGAGGAACCAACCAAAGUAUCCGGACCGUACGAGUUAAAACCUUUCCCUCAUUCGCCAUCCUUCGGGGCGUACUGCGAGCAAAAACUCUUCGGCGGCGGUUGGUUGGUGAUCCAGUCCCGAUUCGAUGGAUCCGAGGAUUUCUUCCGCAACUUCUCCGACUACAAACGGGGCUUCGGCAAGCUCACCGGCGAGUUUUGGUACGGUUUGGAGAAGAUCCACAAGCUGACGGCCUGGCGGAACACCCAGUUGCUGGUCGAGUUGAAGAGUUUCAAGGGUGAGACCAAGUACGCCAAGUAUGACGAAUUCGAGCUGGGAAGUGAAAUCGAAGCUUACAAUUUGAAGAAGCUGGGCGCGUACUGUGGAACGGCCGGCGACGGGCUGAGAUACAACCAUCCUAUGUGGUUCCAAACGCAGGAUUUCACCGGCCGUAAGGAAAAGGGUGGCAAAAAGGGAGGCCACAAAGAUAAAAACUGCGCGGUCGAAAGGGUUGGAGCUUGGUGGUACAAGGACUGCUCUUUCAGUAACCUCAACGGGUUGUACGGCGAUAAAGACGAUCCCAAGUAUAUGAACUGGUAUCCAUUCAAUAAUUCCGACGAAGGAUUGUGUUUUUCGAGAAUGAUGAUUCGUGGAUAUUAGUUCAACCGUUCGAUCAAAAUAAGUGACCAAUGUAGCCGAUAAAUAAAUGAGAUCUGUAUGCAAAAUUCUGCGUUUCUUAUUUAC